GGGCUUCAGGGGGCGGGUAGGCCGCGACCACCGUUGAGCCCACCGAGAGAGGGGCCGUUGGAGUCAGAGAACCCUGCUAUGGUUCAGCUGGAUCUGGAACGAGCAUUAGGAAUAAUGACGCUUAUGUGGAUGCCAAGAGGACUUUAGCAGUGAAUCUGCAACCAUUUUUGUCUUUCUCCAAGAAGCUGCUUAGUGAGCUGUGGAUGUGGAUCUGCCGCCUUAAUCUGCACAACAACCCUGUGAGGGACGCCAGCUCAGAGCGGCGUUCACAGAUCUUCACUAAUUUCAUCCUCACAGCAACCUUUUCAGAUGCAGUCUUUAUGGAUCCUGACCCCAACACCUGAUGUUUAGAUACAACAAAGCCCUGCUGGCUCCAUUCUUCAUGCCUCCAUCUUCCUCCUCUAACCCUCCAUUUCCAAAACACUCCAGAGGGAACAAGAAAGCCGGACUUACUCCAGGAAGCUGAACAGAUUUUUGCCAAAUAAUCACACCAGUACCAAAAUUAUUUAUCUGAAGCUUUCUGCCAACCCAUGGAGGAAGCAGGUAGAUAGGACAUCCACAACCUUGUUAAGGCUGUGUUCCUGGAAAGCUGAGCGCCUGGGUGCAGAGUGAUGGAUUCCAGUGCAGCAGUGUUCUCCACCCAGGGGAGCCCCUUCUUGGAGGCAUCCAAUUUCCAGAGCCAUUACCACCCUUCCCGGGCACAGCCGUUGAGCCAGAGAGAACGAACCAUGGCUCUGAGCCCACCCCGUUUGCAACAGAGAAAUCGCCCCGCCUCCCCCAAGGAGGCUGAAACGUCGAGCCUCCCGCUUCUACCUGACUGCAGCUGCCAGGAGGCAAAACUUCCUGACUCAGACUCUGCAAGCCCCUACAAUGAGUCAUGGCCAUCAACUGAGCGCAGCUCGUCCUCCCUGACCCCAGAGGAAGCAAGGGCACUCCCCCCAGAGCAAACAUCAGGGACCAAGGCACUGGCCUCUCCAGAGCUCCAGGGCUCCAUCGCUUCUUUUUCAAAUAGCGAAUCAGUUAUUGCCAGGUACAUAGAGCGAUUCCGUUAUGGGCAGCCCACUACUCGUAGAGAGCGCUGGACGCCCGGCAGUAAGUCGCCUCCCUUUUGGUGGCUUGGCCAUUCGUCUCCCACUGAAGGUGACAUCUCCAAGACAGAGACAUCGACAUCUUCGAGUGCCAGCAGGAAGGAUGUAGACGCAGCGAAUUCUUUCAUUGGGACAGACUUGGACCCGCUUGGAGGGAGGCCAUCUUCCUUCAGUCCCGUGCUGGACCAUUCUCCUUCAGGGGAAUCCCAAGACUCUUCCACACUGGAUCCCGAAACAAUUAGCCUGCAAGAGAGAGCAGCCAGGCUGCUGCACAGAAGCAUGUCCCCUUUGAGUAGCUGCAGGCAUGUGAGCUCCGAGGGACUCAGCUCCACCCCCACCUCUACCAUUGCGAAUGCUGAUGCAGAUCUGAUCGGACAGGCCCCAAAGCCACUGGUGGGGCAUCACCAUAAAGCCAGCCUAGGUGCUCUCACUUGCCCCGCUGUCCAAAUAUUGCCAUCUUGUUCUUCUUUGAGACCAGAAGAUGACAUCCUGUUCCAGUGGCGCCUGCGUCGGAAGAUGGAGGAAGCCAGCAAAGCCGUUGCUGUGCUGCCCUCCAUAGGCUGGAGGAGUCAAUACUGCGAGCCUGCCUAUCCUCCUAGCACGAUGGGCGGAGCAGCUCUGUCACCAGAGCCCAUCAGCUGGAAGAGCAAAGACAGAACAACAUUGGCAGCAUCUGAGGCCCAGCUAAAAUCGACUCUGAACGAGCAUCCCUGCUGCUGCAGAGACCGCUGGAGAAGUGGACCCUCCUCCCAACCACCUGCUGAAGGAGCUUCGUUCAGCGAUCAGAACGUGAUGCUUGGACAUUCUGAGCCAAACCAAAAACAAAGUGUGAAGGAACCGAUCCUGAAAGAGGAUUCUGUCCCUGUGCGCCUCGAUUGUCUUCCCCCGCCAAAGCUGGCAGGGGCCACCAGACCUUUGGACCUGAGCUCCCCAGACCAUUCCCAAAAGGCGGCCUGGCCUGCACAGAAGGUGUUCUCUGAACCCAGAGGAAAGCAGAGGCCAUUCAGAUCUGAGCAGAGCAGGCCAAAAGCACCCAGAGACUCUGCAAAGCCGUCCGUCAGUCCAGGGAAACAUGUUCAGCGUGUCUUGGGAGAGGUGGUCACCGAAAGGCUGUUCUCCUUACCUGACUCUCCAGCUCCGCAGAAGGGUAAAUUGAAGAGGACCUCCAAGAAACAGGGCCUGGAAGACUCUUUGCCAGACACUGUUGCCACUCCAUCCUAUCCUGAGCUCCUGUACGUGGCUGCUCAGCUCCUGGAGCAGGCUGAAGACUCAGAUGGCACCGAUUUCGAGGAGGAUCCGCUACUUCAGGUGCUGAGGAGCCAGAGGGACCUGUUGCGCAGACAGCUGAGGGCAGUGGACGUUCGGGUGGCUCAGCUAGAAGGUCACCACUCUAAUCAGGACUUCUCCAAUCCGUGACUGACUUCGAUAUUGUCUUCUCUCCCUCUCCAAUAUAUUUUGGGCAUCCCUUUCUCCAGAGAGUGGUACACAAGGCCUGGGGCAAACGAUGACUGCUUGCCCAUUUUGGGUUCAGUGAUGCACUCUACACCUAGUGAUGUUGGUGAAUCUUCACAGAAGCCAGCAGUGAGCGGAGAGAAACCAGGCUCUGUUAUGUAGUGAUGUCCGUAGCACAUAAAUAGUGCCCUGUUUCCAUGGUUUCUCUGUGUAUCUUUUUUGUGUGUGACAGAACUAAAAUAAAAGUGUAUUUUUGGAUCAGA
Heteronotia binoei (common prickly gecko) is the source of this 2803-nucleotide messenger RNA. RefSeq names its product proline and serine rich 3 (gene PROSER3). NCBI's taxonomy places the organism in Eukaryota, Metazoa, Chordata, Lepidosauria, Squamata, Gekkonidae. The record is from RefSeq and is a predicted model, not a curated record. The coding region runs from base 612 to 2504 and encodes 630 amino acids. The transcript has 14 exons.